CACGCAACCAACGCCAGAACAUCUACAUGCUACGCAACCUUCAGCUAUAAAUACGGCAAUGAACAAAGAAAAGGACCAGACCUUGUUCGGAGGCAGUCGACCCAAGACUGGACUGCAAGCGACGAUCGUGUACGCGGCGGCAAAUCACAAUCCUUCCUCGAAUGCCACAGCAGCACAGGGCGAUUCCAUGGCAGUCUCGACAUCAAAACCUUAGGUGGCGCAGGAUUUGCAAGCCAGCGGACCACGGGUGAGGACAGAAGCUGGGAUUUGUCUGAUUAUGCAGGAAUCGUGCUCGACAUUGCAGAAGCGGACGGCAAGUCUCCUUUUCCCCGAAUCAUGCCACCUAGAUUGCUGGUGCAGGACGCCGAGCUCAUACCUGAAAACUCGCANGACAAAAGAUACACCUUCAUUGUCAAGGACGAACUGCUACCCCGCAAUCCAGACAAUGGACGUGAACAAGCCACUAUCUCGUGGGAGUACGACUUUAAGCCUUGUUUCGGGGAAAGCAGUCUCGAGAAAGGUGGUCUUGUAUUCGUUCCAUGGUCUGGUUUGCAACCAACCUAUCGUGGUAAGGAGAAGGAGCAUGCGGCUCCUAUCGAUCUCAAAACGAUCAAAAGGAUGAGUAUUAUGAUGAGGAGCUUCUUCGGCGAUCAAGAGGGACCCUUCUCUCUAACCUUGCGUUCCAUCUCUGCAGUUGCGAGCUCACCGGUCGAGCCCGGCAGACUCGAACGGGGUGACGCAGCAUCUGCAACAAGCAGCACUAGUCGUUGGACUCGGUAUAUCCAAUCGUUUACUGUGAGUCGACUCGGACAACGCAAGUCGAUCGAAUGGUGGUUAACUCUCGCAGUUCGCAUUAUCGUCGUGGCGCAUCUGCGGACUCGCUUUGCUCGCGACUGCCCUAUACUACCUACAUGGCAGCACUUCGCGAGCAGUCUGAUUUCGGAUCCGAGAGUCUCGGACACGAAGCAC
Messenger RNA from Aureobasidium uvarum, 969 nucleotides. Lineage: Eukaryota; Fungi; Ascomycota; Dothideomycetes; Dothideales; Saccotheciaceae. The record is from the annotation of a GenBank genome assembly.